CUGUUCACUGAGACGUCACAACUCUUCUCAGCUCAUCAGUACGGAUCAAACAUUAGUCAUUCUUCACAGAGGAUGAAGAAUGUCUUCUCGCAACAUGUUGGACGCCAUAGUUCUCUCCCACUGAGGCACUGCUGAAUGGGUCACCGUGUGGCAUUAAAGAAGGGAAAAAAGGCCAAUCAGAUGGUUGGGGGAAAAAAAGAAGAGCAGCAGCUUCCUGGAGGCCUGUGGAGACAUGCAGAAGUCCAAGCACCGGGAGAACUGGCCAUGCGUGACGCACACUCCUCAGGCUCCUCUUAAACUUUUGGAAGCAAAGGGUAAAGAGUGAAGACCGGCUGACAGAUGUUGCCAUGGACGCCCCAAAGAGUGAAAUGUCAUUCAAAGUGUUCGCUUCACAGGUCCUAUGUUUAACGAUGGAUCACGCCUUUGUAGCUCGGUCCAUGUGGCCGGUUGACGGUAAAUUCGUGCAGCAUCCCACCGAGCUUCACACCAGCGUGGUGGUGACGCGCAGCAUCCCCGCUGGGACCAGCUUCGGUCCGUGUGUGCUCCAACACACUUUUUACGACACCAUCGCUUUCAUCGCGCAGAAAUCCACUGACAGGAGAUCCAAAUCCUGCGUAUUCAGGGUGGACCCAGAGGCCAUGCGUAAUUCCGCGUUGGUACUGUCGUGGCUGCGACUGGUGCAGGCUGCGCGCAACGGAGAGGAGCAGAACACCGAGGCCUUUUUAAAAGGAGGUCAGCUCUACGUGCGGACCACCAGAGACGUCCACCAGGAGGAGGAACUGCUGGUGUGGUACGACCAGGAGCUGUGUCAUCUUCUGAGCUUCACAGACACGAGGAGAGGCUCGAGUGAGGAGUUCAAAUGUGUCAGGUGUGAGCAGGUGUUCAAGAAUGAAUAUCCAUUCCUGGCUCAUUGCCGCUUCCUGUGCACGCAAAUCAAGAGCAAUGCGUGGAGCCGCGAUGUUUACGACGAGCACAAGCACGUGGAAGUCAAGAGGCCGCGUCGUGUAACAGAUUUCCACAACAUCGCCAGAGAUUUGGAACACAAAAAAAGUGAUGCUGAUGAUGAUACUUCUCACGAGAAUAAACGGAAAUACCAGGAAACUGUUUACCUCAAGGGGAGGAAAACAGUCCUGUUGGAAAAAACUAAUAUUUCAAAUGAUGACAACAUUACACAGGAUUCCAGGAUUCAGGAUGAGACUGGAGGAGAUGAAUCUGAUUCAGCUUUUAAGAUCAAAGGUGACAGAACCAAAGUAGAUCAUUUGGGAUGUAAAAAUGCAACUUUUGGAGAGGCGAGGGAAGCCAAACUGACUAUUACGCAUAAUAUGUUGAUGGACUCGGAGACAGGAGAGAGCUCUGGUCUGCGCUUGAGCAGUGGUAGCGCUUUUUCUUUAGUCCACUCUGACUGUCGAGAACAGAGAAGUGCUUUUUGUAAACCCAGUAAAAGGAUCUCUGCAGGCGAACUUCAUCACAGUAGCCCAACGACGGCACUUCUAAGCGGCCUGGAGGUGAUGAGAGACACCUUCACGCACAGGACUGUUUCAGGAUACAGCAACCUGAUGGGUCCUAGCAUCCUUAGCGGUGACGUUCACACGCUUCCUUCCCCGGUCACACUAAACACGGCCUUCCAUUACACACCUGAACACUGGUCGAGAACCGCUCAGGUCCAGUCCACCUCGGCUCUGACAGUCCUCCCGCCCACCUUCACCUCCUUUGGUGUGUCGGUGCAAAACUGGUGCGCGAAGUGCAACCUGUCUUUCCGCAUGACCUCUGACCUCGUCUUCCACAUGCGCUCGCACCACAAGAAGGAGUUCGCUGCAGAGUCCCAGGUGAGGAGGAGGCAGGAGGAGAAGCUCACCUGCCCCAUCUGUCACGAAUACUUCCGAGAGCGCCACCACCUGUCCAGACACAUGACGUCCCACAACUGAGACCUCAAAUGGCAAAAGAAAAAUGUAUUUAUUCUUUAGGCUUCUCUAUUUAAAAGUCUUAGAAUCCUGGAUUCACAACAAGACUUCGAUGUUUAACAAUGAAUGUAGGUAGCUGUAAUAAAAUAGCAGAUGGCUAACACAGCCAUGUCCACUAGGGGACGGCAGAGGUACAUGGACCCUGACCUCGAAGCCGCUUGUCUGUCCUUCAGGCCUGUGUGCAGAUAGUGUGAUGAUGACUUUGUGCCUUAAGGAACUCAGGAUGGAAAAUAGAUGGGAGAUGUUCAGGACAGCUCAUGAUUGUCACGCAUAUCUCCAAGGCGUCCUCUUAUUAUUAUUAUCCAUCUGCUUUGUACAUGCAAUGUGUGUGUUUGCACCUUUACAAAUCGAACUUGUCAACAUGAAAUAAGAUGUGUUGCGUGUUUUUAAAUUUUUUUUUAAUAUCCAUCUUAGUUUUGGAUUUGAAUAAUAAAUCAUUGCAUCUCUAAGAACCACCAAUAGGACGAAUUAAAAUUCGGGACACCUUUCUUAACUAACACACUGCUCUAAUUGUUAUGAUGUGGCACAGAUCUAAAACAACCUGUACCAAAAUGCUGAAAAUAUAUUAACUUGAUAAUACAUUUAUUAGGUCUGCCUCAACCUUAAUGUGAUGAGGUCCUGGGUUAAAAUUUCACCUCUGGCCUUCCUGCGUGGAGUUUGCAUGUUCUUUUUGUGCUUAGAAAUAGAUCCCUGUUUAAUGCAGUGCAAUUCUUCACCAAACUACAACUACAAUAAUAGACACAUUUUAUACGUCUUUGAGAGUAUCAAUACAAACUCUGCAUUAACUUUGUAAAUGUAGAUUUUUAUUUUUAUUUUGUAUUUUUUAGCUCCUUAUUGGAAACCAAAAUACUGUAUGUACUGGGUGAUGUCCGUUACAAUCUGAUGCUCUCAUUUUACCACAAAAAAUAUGAAAAAGUAAAUUGACAUAAGGUGAAGUUGAAACAAUCCUGAUUUCCGGCCAGCGUAACUAGGCCAACUUCUGGGUUAAACAGUUUAACAGUGAUCAUUCAUCUGCACACCUGAAUCAAAUCAGCACAGGCCCACAGUCGUAUAUUUAUAUAUAUUUUUAUUUCUUCUCCUUUACCGGCGAGAUUACAGCAGGCUGCGGACAAGUGGACAUAAAUAGGGGCCUCUGUGUCAGGUAAAUGAGGCAGGAAGGAGGCCUUAGUUUGAAGGGAAAGUUAAAUCCUCCAGCCUGUUCAGUGUCUCUUAUAAGAUGUAAAGUUUAUAUAGAACAGUUGGCGCUCACUGAUUUGUUGUACUACAACACUGAUAAGUUGAUUAACCAGCCAUGGAGUUUGUUUCCCCUUUUUAUGAAAAUAGAAUUGGUCACAGAUGCUUUUACUGAGGAAGAGCAUUUGGACAUUAAUGCCCAUCCAUCGCUCUUAGUGCAACGAGAGGAGAAAAUCCCACAAAAUACUCCAAAACUGUACCGCUAUUUAUUGGCAUACUUCUCCCUCAUCAAUAUUGUUUUCGGAAUAGUUCAAAUCUAAAUGUUGUUCAGUAUCAAGUAGGUUUUUUCACAUCGUUCUGUAAAUUAUAAUUAUAGACUAAGGUUUUCGUUAUUAAGUGGUUAAUCAGCUUCAUCCUAAUUUCUCUGAGCUCAGCUACCAUGUGAGGUAUUAGCAUUUCAGCCCAGACAGAGAAUCCUCUGUGGGCCUACAAUGGCUUUAUUUCUCUUUGUUAAUUGAGCAGUCAUUUUGGGGGAAAAAAAACAAAUAUUUUCUUCUGGUUUCUGACUUGGCUCAUUUCUUCUGGCUAAUAAAUAUUGAGUUCUGAA
Molecule: messenger RNA, 3741 nt
Organism: Phyllopteryx taeniolatus (common seadragon)
Lineage: Eukaryota; Metazoa; Chordata; Actinopteri; Syngnathiformes; Syngnathidae
Gene: znf488
Product: zinc finger protein 488
Exons: 5
Coding region: 348-1925 (525 amino acids)
Biological process (GO): regulation of DNA-templated transcription
Cellular component (GO): nucleus
Molecular function (GO): protein binding
Source: RefSeq, a predicted model, not a curated record